GCCGCUGCCUGUAGUCUGCAUUUAACAUCUGAUACACUAAAAUACAUAAUAAAUUUAUCAUAAAUUGUGACUGUGAGUCCAUGAGUUGAUAAAUUAGUGGUUAUGCUGCCAGUGAUCGUGUUCUUGCACUUAGUAGAAACAGUGUAAAAUAAUUAAUUGUUGUGUUAAUAUCAAAGUUAGGUUAGUUUUAUUUGGAAUUAGAAUUAAAAUUGUUUAUUGAACAUUUAGCUUAGGAUAUUCUUCGAAAUGAGUUGGGCAGAAAUGAGAGACAAACUUCGUGUAUGGAGGGAAGAAAAUGUGAGGCAGAGUAGUGAUCUUAUCACAAUGUGGGACACUGUGCUACAGGAUAAAAUGCAUAAACUCGGGGAUGAGCAGUACGUAGUGUACGAGCAAGUAUUCAUUGCUGCCCUGGAUUGUAACAGAAUCGAUGUUGCCAACGAGUGUCUGCACGCUCUAACUGCAGAGUUUCCAGAUAGUUUGCGGAUUUACAAAUUACAAGUCAUGAAACUUGAAGCUCAAGAGAGGUAUGAAGAGGCCUUAGAACUGCUACAAAACAUCAUCAAGAAGGACAAAACGAAUGCAGCCCCGAGGAAACGACGGGUUGCGAUUUUGAAGGCUUGUGGUAAAAUACCUGAGGCUAUCAAGGAACUCUCAGAAUACCUGAAAAAAUUCAUGGUGGACCAGGAGGCGUGGCAGGAACUGUGCGAGCUGUACUUGAGCGAGCAGGACUAUGCCAGGGCAGCAUUCUGUAUGGAGGAGCUGAUCCUGCAUAACCCUCACAGUCACCUGCUGCACCAGCGACUGGCAGAGAUCAAGUACACACAGGGGGGGUUCGAGAACUUGGAAAUGGCUCGCUCACACUAUUGCAUGGCCAUCAAGCUGAACCCCAACAACAUGAGAGCCCUGUACGGUCUCUUUCUGUGUGCAACCAACAUUGCUAUGUCACCUAAGACUACAUCAGCCAAGAAGAAAGAAGCAAACAAAUUGGCUACGUUUGCAAUGAAACAGGUCACAGACAGGUAUCAGGAGAAGUGCUCUAAGGGUGAUCAGGUGGCAGCCCUCGAAGGGCUGGUCAGCUCUUUGCAGAUCUCAUCAGCAGCAUCGUAAACUCUGGACCAACACCACAUAACCACCGUACUUGUGCACAGAUCAUAUCUGUGUAUGAGUUCACUACAUUCAACAAAGCCGUGCAAACAAACUUAAAGUAAUGUUGUAUUCUUUAAAAUACUAUUGCAUAUUGAUUGAUGUUACAAGUUACUUUAAGGAUUAGAAAUCUCAUUUUGUUGUUAAUUUAAUAAAUACUCUUAAAUGACCAUGUUUAACUUUUGGAUUUUACCUAAAGAACUGAAACUUAAAAAUUUGUAUCAGUAAUUACUUUAAGGCAAUACAAACUAAUUGCAUGGUGGGUUUAUUUAAAAUGUAUUGUUUCAGAUUUUAAGUAGAUUAAACACAGUAUUACAUGUUUAAUGGUGAAUUUUAUUUAAUAUGGUACUGAAUGGUUUUAUAAAUAAAUUGGGCACAAAUAAUAAUAAUGACCCAGAUUGUGUCCCCCUUCAAGGUUGUUUGAAGAAAAGCGCUCUUGCAUUUUAAUUCAAUGUAUAAUAAUUUUUCUAAACUGUGUAGGAGAACACAACUAUCAACACAUCAUUCCUAUUAUGAAAGGUGUUAUGUAAACCAUUUUUGUAGUUAAUGAAAUUUCUAUGAAGUAAUUUCAAGUUGGUUGUUAUCAAAUGAAAUCUAAGAAAAAUUAAAUGAUGUUUAUCAAUUUUAUUGUUUGUAUCUUGAAUCACAACCUGUGUGGAAGUGUUUGUUAACUUACGUGUUUAUUAAUUUUUAUUAAAGAAAGCAUGUUUUGUUAUGUUUCUAGUGUGUUUUAAUGGUUAAAGAACAAAUUUAUUUUAUAAUUUAUAUGAAUGAUAUAAGUAAUACACCUGUUACCUUUGUUAAGAUUUAUUAUUAUGGUUGUAUGAACAGUAUAAAAAUACACUUUUAAUCACAUCA
Homalodisca vitripennis (glassy-winged sharpshooter) is the source of this 2001-nucleotide messenger RNA. Its product is annotated as ER membrane protein complex subunit 2-like. Gene Ontology annotation, biological process: protein folding in endoplasmic reticulum. Bases 247 to 1107 code for a protein of 286 amino acids. The record is from RefSeq and is a predicted model, not a curated record. The transcript is spliced from 8 exons. Gene Ontology annotation, molecular function: protein binding. Gene Ontology annotation, cellular component: EMC complex. NCBI's taxonomy places the organism in Eukaryota, Metazoa, Arthropoda, Insecta, Hemiptera, Cicadellidae.